Messenger RNA from Darwinula stevensoni, 4837 nucleotides. Lineage: Eukaryota; Metazoa; Arthropoda; Ostracoda; Podocopida; Darwinulidae. The record is from the annotation of a GenBank genome assembly.
AUGGGAGUGUGGCUAAACCCUCUAAUGCGACUUGGGUCCAAGAGGGACUUGGAAAUAGACGAUCUGUUCGGAGUUCCACGGGAAGAUGAGUCAGAGAGACUUGGGGACGAACUUCAGAGACAAUGGGAGAAAGAGUUGAAGAAGGCCGACGUGGUAGAUGGCCACAUAGACUCGUGGGAAAUGACUAAGAAAGACAAGCGGGAAGUCAAAUGGCCGAGUUUCCUGAAAGCAAUCAUCAAGACCUUCGGAGGGAAUUAUGCUCUCAUCGGGAUCCUUGCUUUCAUCGAAGAGUGCGUCCUGAGAGUAUCUCAGCCUGUAUUCAUGGCUCUGCUGAUUCAAUAUUUCUCCGGAAACUGGAAAUAUGGGAACGAGGCGUAUUGGGGCUGGCUGUUUGGCACUGGUGUCAUACUUUGUUCACUUCUGUACACUUUUACGCAUCAUUCCCUCUUUUUCAACAUCUCGAGAUGCGGAAUGCAAAUCAGAGUCGCAUGUGGAUCCCUCAUCUACAGAAAAGCGUUGAAACUGAGCAAAGGUGCUCUUGGCCGAACGACCGUGGGUCAGAUGGUGAAUCUCCUGUCCAACGAUGUCAACAGAUUCGAUCAAUCGGUCAUUUUCCUUCACUACUUGUGGGUAGGACCGAUUCAAGCUGCCAUCACGACCGCAAUCCUCUGGUCGGAAUUGGGUGUCUCCUGUCUCUCAGGCAUUGCCAUUCUCAUCCUAUUCAUCCCCUUUCAAGGUUCUUGUCUAUCCGCUCAUCCUCUUCCCACUGGACCAAAGAAUCGUUUCCAUGCAGAUUUGAAGGAGGUUCAUGUGAUCACAAGGACUUCCUAUCUCCGGGGCAUUAACAUGAGCCUUUUCUAUUCCUCGUCGAAAGUCAUUCUCCUCGUCAAUUUCAUCGUCUAUUUGGCGCUCGGCAAUGAGCUCACAGCUGCCAAGGUAUUUCUUGCCGUGGCUUUAUUCAACAACGUGCGAUUGGUCAUGACGUUCUUCUUUCCAUUUGGGAUUGCUCAAGCAGCGGAAACAGUCAUCUCCAUCAGACGACUUCAGGACUUCCUCCUACAUGAAGAAUUGAGAAAGCCAAACCACUUCAUAGAACCAGGACCCGGCUCCCUCAGCGUUGCUGACAUCAAAGAAACCAAAAGUACUUUGUCCAAGGAUGUAAAUCUGGGAAUCGAGAUGAAGAAUGCAGUAGCGUCAUGGACGAGGAGUCAGGACGACAUUGUUCUCCAUGGCAUCUCUCUAUCCGUGAAACCAGGUCAACUGGUUGCCAUCAUCGGUCCUGUUGGCAGUGGAAAGAGUUCACUAGUGCAAGCGGUGUUGGGUGAGCUACGAUUGAAGAGUGGCGAACUCCGGGUAAGAGGACGAUUAGGAUAUACAGGACAAGAACCUUGGGUUUUUGCCGGAUCUAUCCGUCAAAAUAUCACUUUUGGAAAACCGUAUGAUGAGAAACUCUUUCGCCGAGUCAUCCACGCUUGUGCACUUCACAAGGACCUAGCACAAUUCCAACAUCAGGAUCGGAGUCUGGUAGGGGACCGUGGAAUCACUCUCUCUGGCGGACAAAAAGCCCGGGUUUCUCUAGCCAGAGCAUUGUACCAAGAAGCAGACAUUUAUCUUUUGGACGACCCGUUGUCAGCAGUGGACGCUCAUGUUGGACGACACCUAUUCGACAAGUGCAUCAUGGGGUACUUGAAGGAGAAGCCGAGGAUAUUGGUCACCCAUCAACUUCAGUUUCUCCAAAAAGCAGACAUCAUCAUCGUCCUAUCACACGUAACAUUCAUCAUCCCUGGCUUCCCAAAAUGCUUCUAUGGGAAAGUGGCGACGAGUGGUACUUACGGCGAAUUGUUAAAAUCUGGCUUGGACUUCACGAAAUUGAUGGCUCAACAUGAGACUUCUCCACAUCAUGAGGAAGAGCAGCCUAGGGGACGAGAGAGAACCCACUCCACUGGAAGCAUUCAAAGUUUGGAUUCUCAGUCUGGCAUGGACGAAGGACCUGUCGCUCAAGUAAAGCUUCCCUUGCGAGACACGGCAUUUACACCAGCAUUCACAGAAGAAACGAGAUCUCGCGGGAAUGUGUCAAUGAGGAUAUACUGGGAUUACAUGAGGGCAGGUGCUGGGUGGUUCUCUGUCAUCCUCCUUAUCCUCACAAACAUCAUCACCCAGGCGGUAUUCUCCGCCUCUGAUUGGUGGCUCUCACACUGGACAAAUGCUCAGGAGAGAGCUACAAACGAAACCAAUGGUUCAGUAGGAGAGAUGAUCUUCGGUGAUCCUAAUAUGGAUCCCUGGGCACCGAUGUACGUCUACGCGGCGAUCGUGGUGGCAUUGUUUUUCCUGUCUUUGCUUAGGACGGUUAUGUUCUUCUACAUCAGCAUGAAAUCUUCUGUCAACCUUCAUUCUCGCAUGUUCAACUCUGUACUCCGAGCCCCGGUCAACUUCUUCGAUAACAAUCCAGUUGGUGAGUUCCAUCUUCAUAUUCCUUCUUCCAAGAGGACAUUGGAAUUUGAAUUAGUGAAUGCAAUGAAACUGGGUCAAGGAUACAUAAGUCGGAUCCUGAACAGAUUCAGUAAGGACGUUGGAGCAUUAGACGACAUGCUGCCCCCCACGGCUUUUGACAGCCUUGGAAUCCAAGAGUCAAGCACCGCGGAGCAUCGGGGUGGUAAUGGCCGACCUCGUAUGAUAACGCCCGAGGACAGUAUUGCGAUCGGUUGGUGGAUUCGAAGGGACAAGGAGACAACGGCGGAAGAAAUUGUGAGAGAACAGAGGCCAGCAAAUGUCCAGAAGGACGGGCGCAUUCUGAACCGUUUCUCAAGAGACAUGGGGAAUAUGGACGAACUCCUUCCUCAAAUAUAUGCAGACGUCGUCAUGAUUCUACUCAUGGUCUUGGGAAUAGUGAUAAUGAUAUCGAUUGUGAAUUGGUGGAUAGUGAUUGCCACCGUCCUCUGCUGCGUAAUUUUCGGCUCCCUUCGAAGUUUUUACCUGCACACGGCACGAGACAUCAAGCGACUUGAAGGAGUGGCCUUACAAGUGCUGGGCAUCACAAUCCUGCUCUCGAUUGUCAAUUAUUAUGUUGUGAUUGGUACGUUCAUUGUCAUGGUGGCCUUCGGUCGUCUGCGUCGCUUCUACUUGAAAACUGCAAGAGAUCUGAAGCGGCUGGAGUCCGUCACACGGAGUCCGGUCUUCUCCCAUCUAAGUGCUUCCUUGAACGGGCUGGCGACCAUCAGAGCCUCGCAUACAGAGAACAUCUUCAUGCAGGAGUUUGACAACCAUCAAGAUCUUCACACUUCUUCGUGGUUCCUAUUCUUAUCUGGUACCCGAUGGUUCGGCAUUUGGUUGGACUGGUUAAUCGUUGCCUACCUUGCUGCUAUCACCUACAGUUUUAUGGCAAUUGGCCAAGACGCACUGGGUGGAGAUGUCGGGCUCGCGAUAUCCUCAGCAAUGAUGCUGACGGGCAUGUUUCAAUGGGGAGUAAGGCAGAGUGCAGAAUUGGAGAAUCAAAUGACGUCAGUCGAAAGAAUCAUGGAAUAUACCAAUUUGAAAGGAGAAGCCGCCCUCGAAUCACCGCCUGACAAGAAGCCACCACCUGGCUGGCCAUCGGAAGGUCAUGUGAAAUUUGAGCACGUUUCCCUUCGAUAUGCCCCAGACUCAAAGCCGGUGCUCAAGGAUCUCACAUUCACAAUAGCAGCCAAGGAAAAAGUGAGGAAUCCAGUCUUUAGAAAUCUUCGAUCCCUCCGUGACGACGAUACAAUGCAACCAUACCCUACCUGGAGAACAGGAGCAGGGAAAUCUUCGUUGAUAACCGCCCUCUUCCGUCUGACGGAACCUGAGGGUCGAAUCCUCUUGGAUGGGAGAGACACCAAAGCUUAUGGUCUCCAUGAAGUCCGAAGCGGCAUCGCCAUCAUUCCACAGGAUCCCGUCCUCUUCCAGGGAAAGAUGAGACGUAACCUGGACCCAUUCAAUGAGCAUGCAGACGAGGCUUUGUGGAAAGUCUUGGAACAAGUUCAGCUGAAGGAUGCUGUGAAGGAACUGAAGGAGAAUCUGGACACAAAGCUCUCCGAAGGAGGGAGUAACUUCUCAGUGGGUCAGAGACAGCUAGUCUGUCUUGCUAGGGCCCUCCUUCGACGGAACAAAAUCCUUGUCCUUGAUGAAGCCACAGCCAACGUCGAUCCUAAACCAGUCUUCACAACCCUAUUUGACUUUAGGACAGAUGCCCUCAUCCAAGACACGCUGCGGAAGAGUUUCAAUGACUGCACUGUGUUGACGAUUGCACAUCGUUUGGAUACGAUCAUUGACAGCGAUAGCGUUCUCGUUCUUGACCACGGAGAAAUACAAGAAUUCGGGCGACCGUAUGAGCUGCUGCAGAACAAGAAAGGCUUUUUCUCCGCGCUGAUAGCCCAGACGGGACCAGGAGCAUCCAGACGGCUACAUCUUGCGGCCGCAAUGGCAUACGCGAAGAAGUUUCCAGAGAAACUAUCCAUUCUUCCUCCAUCUCCAUCGGAAGUCCAGGCUGAAGGGGAUGAUGAAUCGGAAUUGAGUUCCGACGACGACAGUGUAUUCACUGGGGAUGCAGCUUCCACUGACCUGUAAUUCUUGUUAAUGGCCUGUUCAAGUGCCUGAUCUCAACACCAAUCCUGUUCGCUCCGUUUUCUUUUUUUCCUCCCUUCCUUUCCCAGUAGACCGCAAAAUUCUGAGUUUCUGAAAUAAGCUGGAAGUACUUUUCUGAUGUGAUCCACAUUCUUCCUGUUAUCUUUCUUUCAGAAUGUUUCCAUUGAGUGCUUGCUAUUUUGUACAUUGGGCCUCGCACCCGUUGGACAUGACAAGAAGAAUAUACUGAAAAGAAAGU